This is a messenger RNA of Arxiozyma heterogenica, 249 nucleotides long. RefSeq lists its product as uncharacterized. The transcript has a single exon. The coding region runs from base 1 to 249 and encodes 82 amino acids. The record is from RefSeq and is a predicted model, not a curated record. NCBI's taxonomy places the organism in Eukaryota, Fungi, Ascomycota, Saccharomycetes, Saccharomycetales, Saccharomycetaceae.
AUGCCAAUGGCUGCAAUGUUUUUAAGAAAUAAAUUUGUCGGAUGGUUUUCUUUUAUACAAAGUUUCCACUACAUGUUAAAUAUAUCCGAUGAACAAUUAUCUGUUUUGAAAAAUAAUCUGGCUAAUAAUCCAAACAAUUUUUUAGAUCAGUCACCAAUAUUCAAAAUUAUUUUAUGUUUCUUUGGUCUAGUUGUUUGUUAUCUAAAUCUAAUAUUCCCACAAGAUCUUCAACAACAAUCAAAUAAAUAA